Messenger RNA from Populus trichocarpa (black cottonwood), 1383 nucleotides. RefSeq lists its product as uncharacterized. Lineage: Eukaryota; Viridiplantae; Streptophyta; Magnoliopsida; Malpighiales; Salicaceae. Bases 1 to 957 code for a protein of 318 amino acids. The record is from RefSeq and is a predicted model, not a curated record. The transcript is spliced from 3 exons.
AUGAAUUGGCCGAUUCCGCCAAAGAUUUUGAUCCCUCUCUUUCGGCUAUCCAUCUUUUUUCGGCUGAAAAUCAGGAACUCAGCCCCCACUUCUUUUCCCUUUUUUCCAGCCGACACCAGGGCCCGCCCCAGGGAGGAACCCCUAUUUCUUGUCAUCUCCAGCUACACACCAGGGGGGAUUUUUUUUGGAGGGGAUUGGCUUCUUCCUCACAGCAGUGGGCAGAGACCCACGGUCUCCGGUCCCUUUUCCUUCCCACUGAUUUCAGCCAUCUUCAGCUCCUUCUCCCCUGCACCCACAACGCUGAUCUUCCCCUAUUUCCUAUCAUUUUCAGCUGACAGCACCCACCUUUGGUUUUUUUAUCUUCUCCUCACAGCUCCUUCCCCACAAACCGGCUCCAGCCCCCUCCAGAAUUAUUUUUCUCUUCUCCCUCAACCAGGACAGCCGGCUGGUUCCACCAUUUCCUGCCCCUCUUCACAGCUUCCUCAGCCCUUGCACACCCACACUCCCCUCUCUUUCAGACCAAACAAGCCCCACCACAUCGUCAGUUUCCCAGCCGACCAAGCCUUCCCUCAACAAAGGAGAAGCAGACCAUACCACAUCGCCUCAGCCCUUGCCCAACCGCCGUUCACUAUCCUCCCUCUCAGCUGCUCCCCACGAGUUCGCCUCUCUCCCAGUCGACUCCUUUCUCAGCCCUCAACAGCGACGGCCACCGACCACCAGGAGUCGCCCCUGUCACCAUCGCCAUUCCUUCCAGCCCGCACGCGAAGAAGCUUCGUUCAUCGGCGCAGAUCGGCCUCCAACAACAGUCUUUCUUCCACAGCCGUUGGGCACCAGAGCUGCCUUCCCUCUUCUCCCAAAGAACCGAACAGCUCCCCUCAUCUCCUCUACAGCAGACCCGUCCACGACAGAAAAGAGAAAGGAAACAAAGAACUGAUCUGCAGAGAAGCAGAUCUGUAACGGAAAGAAAAAUUAAAAUCAAUUGCUGUUUGUGUGUGUUUCUCCGUUCUGCAGAUAGCGGUGGUUGUCACCGCCGGCAAGGAAGAGAAGAGGGGAGAAAGCCAUUUCUGGCCCCCUUGUUUCUGGUUUGAUUUCACGGCGGCGCGUGGGUCAACGCGCCGCCAGCGGCGGUGGUGCGUGAGAUCCACGCGCCGCCACUGUCCUUGCUGUUCCAGAGGUCUUCACAGCACUAUUCCAGCGACUCAGAGGUUACCAGCACUGUCCCGGAUUGUUUUGGGUCAUUUUUUGUAAUUUUAGAAUUGUUUAAUGUUAUAUUUGUGUAAUUUUGAUUUUUUCUUUUCAUAAUUUGUAUUUUGUAUUUUAUGUAAAUGUGGAUGUAGAAGAAAAGAAAAGAAAGAAAAGAAAAGAAAAAGAAAUGUUUGUGUG